Artibeus jamaicensis (Jamaican fruit-eating bat) is the source of this 2689-nucleotide messenger RNA. It is a transcript of the gene C1RL, whose product is annotated as complement C1r subcomponent like. Gene Ontology annotation, biological process: zymogen activation. Gene Ontology annotation, cellular component: blood microparticle. Gene Ontology annotation, molecular function: serine-type endopeptidase activity. NCBI's taxonomy places the organism in Eukaryota, Metazoa, Chordata, Mammalia, Chiroptera, Phyllostomidae. The record is from RefSeq and is a predicted model, not a curated record. The transcript is spliced from 6 exons. Bases 10 to 1533 code for a protein of 507 amino acids.
CUCCCCUUGAUGGCUCUCCCUGGCCCCACCUCUGGUUUCCUGGCCUGGGCCAAGUCCUCUCCAAGGUCCCAGUCGUCCCACUCCAGAGGCCUGGUCUCGGAGCAGGGGAGUUAUUUCUGGGGAAGCCCCCGCUCCACAAGCUGCCUGGGCAAGAUGUGGUGGCUGCUUCUCUGGGGAGUCUUCCAGGCUUGCCCCACACAGGGCUCCGUGCUCUUGGCCCAGCAGCUACCCCAGCAGCUGACAUUCCCUGGGUUCCCGGAGCCAUACCUCGAAGGCCAAGAGAGCACCAUUAUCAUCGAGGCCCCGGAGGGCUUUGCUGUGAAGCUCGUGCUCCAGGACUUCAACCUGGAGCUGUCCCAGGACUAUGAGCAGGACUCGGUCACAGUCACAGCCAGUAGGAUGGACCCAAGCCUGUUCUGUGGCCAGAAGGGCUCUGUGCUGGGCGGUACCCGAGGCCAAAGGCAGUUUGUGUCCUCAGGGAACCAUUUGCGGCUGACUUUCCGUGCACCUGCCUCCUCUGAGGACCAGACAACUGGCCUCCACAAGGGCUUCCUGGUCCUCUACCAAGCCGUGAGUAUGAAAAGCCAGGUUAGUGGGGGCUCUGAAGCCCCACACACACCUGGAGGCAACUCCUCCAACAUCCAGAACCACUGCCAGGAGCCCUAUUAUCAGGCAGUUCCAGCAGGGACGCUCACUUGCACAGCCCAGGGCCCCGGGGAAGAGGCAGAGGACAGGCAGGAGGUCCCUCACUGUGUGCCAGUCUGCGGACAGCCAGUCACCCCCAUCGCCCAGAACCAGGAGGGCCAGGGUUCUUCCAGAGCUCAGCUGGGCAACUUCCCAUGGCAAGCCUUCACCAGUAUCUACGGCCGUGGGGGCGGGGCUCUGCUGGGCGACAGAUGGAUCCUCACUGCCGCCCACACCAUCUAUCCCAAGGACAGCGUCUUUCUUGGGAAGAAGAGGCGUGUGGACGUGUUCCUGGGCCACACAAACAUAGAUGAGAUGAUAAAACUGGGAAACCACCCCGUGCGUCGCGUGGUUGUGCACCCGGACUACCGUCAGAACGAGUCACACAACUUCAACGGGGACAUCGCCCUCCUGCAGCUGCAGCACAGCGUCCCCCUCGGCCCCCACCUCCUCCCGGUCUGUCUGCCCGACAACGAGACCCUCUACCGCAGCGGCCUCCUGGGAUAUGUCAGUGGGUUUGGCAUGGAGAUGGGCUGGUUAACUACUGAGUUGAAGUACUCAAGACUGCCGGUGGCCCCGAGGGAGGCCUGUGAGGCCUGGCUGCAAGAGAAGCAGAGGACUGACGUGUUCUCUGACAACAUGUUCUGUGCUGGGGAUAAGGCCCUGUGGCAGAGUGUCUGCCAGGGGGACAGUGGUGGCGUCUAUGUAGUGUGGGACGAUCGUGCCCAUCACUGGGUGGCCACGGGCAUCGUAUCCUGGGGCAUCGGGUGUGGCAAAGGGUACGGCUUCUACACCAAAGUGCUCAACUACGUGGACUGGAUCAAGGCAGUGAUGGAUGGGAAGGGCUGACCCUGCGCAGGCUGAGCCUCACACCAGCUCUGUGAGGCCCCAGACAGUAGAGGGUUGAAAGUGAAGACAGCGCCUUGCAGGUGGGGAGGGAGGGAGCCAGGGAAUCCGUAUUCGAGUCAUUGGGUGAGACAGCACUCCUCCUCUGCUCAAGGCUGACCCCAGCCCAGACAGGAAGGGCCUCCCCCAGCCCCUCCCCCUCUCCCUGUGUCUCCCUGUGAGUUUGCACUGUGCCCAGGAAAGCCCUGUACCCCUCAGGGGGUUUCACCUCGAACUUUAUCUCCGGCUGACACAGCUUCAUCUGUCUCUCCUGGGAGACAGCCAGCCUCUCACCCCUCUGUUCAAGUGGCGUACGGGGGCAGUAGUCUUAACUGCAUUUCAUCCCUGAAACAUGCCAAAGCCCCUUUAGCUGACCUUCAAAUAUUCAAACUCUCAGCUGCAAUCACAGUGAUGGCUUGGUUUUUGUUACAUCUUCCACAUACCAGGCAAUUCAUGUACAUUGUUUCACUGACUCCUCACACCGGGUUUGCAAAGGCUGUGCUAUAACCCACAUUUUAAAUGAGGAAACUGAAGUUCAGAGAAAUAAAUCGACUUGCCCUAAUGCCACAGCUGAUCCAGGAUUACAAAGGCCCUUUGCCUUCCAGUGCCCCUCGACACCCUCUCAGGGGUCCUCAGAACCUGCCGUGUCACCCACUCCCCCUUCCCAGCCCCCACAACCCUACAGAUGCUUGCUUCCUGGGGAUUCCUGCUGCAGUCAGGGCGGGAAGCUGGUGCUCACUUUCCCAGGGGCCUGUCUCCUGCAGACAGCACGCCUCCUGGGCUCAGCCUGGAGCUGGGUGUUCCUGCAGACAUGCCCCGUGCUGCUGGACACCCCAGGCCAUGCUCCACCUGAGAAGACCAACUGUUUAAUUUUUAGUGAGGACAUGAGGUGAUUUACAGUAAAAGGCACAAAUAAAAUACACGUGUUCAAAUAGAACUAGGAAGUGAAGAAAAAAACAGAAGAGAGCAAAUUUACUAGUAUUAAAAAUCAAGGGGGCUGUGUGGUUGAAGGUUAAAUUUGUAUUUGAAAAAUAGGAUUCAAAGGUGUACGUACAUGUGGUAGUUCUAUUUUAUAAACCUGUACACAGUACAAAAGACUAUUAAAAAUAUGCUAAAAAUA